AUGGUGAGAGCUCCUUGCUGUGAGAAGAUGGGAUUGAAGAAAGGGCCUUGGACCCCUGAAGAAGAUCACAUACUUGUCGCUUACAUUCAACAGUAUGGGCAUGGCAACUGGCGAGCUCUGCCAAAACUAGCUGGCUUGUUGAGGUGUGGAAAGAGUUGUAGACUCAGAUGGACAAACUACUUGAGGCCGGAUAUCAAAAGAGGGAAUUUCAGCAGGGAAGAAGAAGACGCGAUCAUCAACUUACAUGAAAUGCUAGGAAAUAGAUGGUCAGCAAUUGCAGCGAGAUUGCCGGGUCGUACAGACAAUGAAAUUAAAAACGUCUGGCACACCCACUUAAAAAAGAGGCUCAAACAAAACCAACCCACCACCUCAGAAACCAGAGCGCACUUCUUCUCCACAAAAACUGAACAAGAGCCAGAGCCCAGUGAAAAAUCUGAGAGCUUGGAUUGUGGGCCAGCAUCUCCUCCUCAAUGCACCUCAAGUGACACGUCAUCAGCCACCACAAGCGACAACAACAGCAACAGCAGCAACAACGACAAGACAUGCAUGGAGUUUGAUGGCUACGCAGCAAACUUACCAGAGGCUGAUGAGAGCUUCUGGUCGGAGGUAUUGUCGGCUGAGAAUUCUGAUCAGAUGGUGGACCAGUUUCAGGCCAUUGGUGGUGUCCCAAGAGUUGGUGUCGGCCCUGCUGAUAAUGGGUUUUGCUUAGAUAUGUAUGACGAUAACAGCAUGGAUUUUUGGCUCAAUAUUUUCCCAGGGGCGGAUGAAAUUCCAGAGUUAUUAUUAGGUAUUUGA
Molecule: messenger RNA, 795 nt
Organism: Prunus armeniaca (apricot)
Lineage: Eukaryota; Viridiplantae; Streptophyta; Magnoliopsida; Rosales; Rosaceae
Source: the annotation of a GenBank genome assembly